CGUCGCCGGACAUCUCGUCGCCGUCGUCGCCGUCGUCGAGAGCCAUUCCGUCUCUUCAUGCUCGUCGUCACGCAUUCUGUGAUCUGUGGGUCUGACUGGAACUAGCGACUAUCUCAACGCUGUCGACUCGGACUAACUCAACCGACGCGUCUUCCGCCACCGACGACAACUCGUCCACACUCGCAUCCGAGACGUCCCGCGACAGCUAUCUCGCCUGGAGCUCGUAGGAUAUGACUGUAACGCAUCGUAAGAGACAGUAUCAGCCAGAAGAAAUCCAAACCGUCAAUGAACCUGGUCUUCAGAUCCAGUGUGAUGGAUGCGCUCGGGAUUUAACCCAUUCGAUUCGCAUGAAAUGCGCAGACCCAGUCUGUGAGGUCGGAGACGGUGUCGAUAUCUGCCCGGCAUGUUUCUGCAGCGGGAAAGAAUUCGGGCAACACAAACGGUGGCACGCGUACCGGGUGGUGGAACUACAUUCCUACCCAAUAUUUUUGGAAGACUGGGGAGCAGAUGAGGAGCUCUUGCUCUUGGAGGGGAUUGCAUUGCAAGGGCUCGGCAAUUGGCAAGCAAUAGCCGAACAUGUGGGCACGCGGGGGAAGGAGGAAGUGCAAGAGCACUAUCAAUCCGUCUAUAUAGACUCGCCCGAUUGGCCCCUUCCUCGCAUGGACCGCCACUUCGACGUCGACCCUGCCGAGUUCCAGGAGCGCAAGCGCCGCAGGAUCUCUACCAUGAACACCAACCCCCCACCCGCACCGAAAGUCGCGCCGACUUCCGCCCCCAGCGUCCACGAAGUCGCCACGUUCUUGCCCGGUCGGCUCGAGUUCGAACAUGAGCUCGACAACGAAGCCGAGGACCUGGUGAAGGAUCUCGAGUUUGGUGUAUGUCUGCAAUGGGACGGUGACCAGAUACCGGAAGACGAGAACGACCUCGACGUCAAGGCUCGAGCUAAAUGGGAGGAGGAGCUGAAAGCGAAGGAUACGCCCGCUGGAAAGCAUCUGCCCAACGGCGCCGCCAACGGUCUCUUCAACGGCCACAUUGCGAACGGCAGCAGCCCAUCGAGAGAAUCUCGAGGCCGGUCAGAGGACACGUCGAAGGCAGACGGCAACGCAGAUGAGGCCGAGGUAGAGGAGCAGACGCAACCACCGCCCAUUGAGACGCCCGAUUCCCUCGGCUUCAAGCUCUCACUGAUCGAGUCGUACAACCAGCGCAUCGACAAGCGGCUCGAGAACAAGGCAUUCAUGUUUGACAGGGGACUGCUCAACUACAAGCAGAUGCAGGCUGCCGAGAAGAAGCGACCAAAGGAGGAGAAAGACAUCGUCCAUCGAUUGCGUCCCUUCGCUCGAUUGCAGACAGCCCAAGACUUCGAGGAGUUCUGCGCUGACAUUCUCUAUGAGUCUUUGUUGAGGAAGCGGAUUACAGAACUGCAGCACUACCGCAGAAUGGGACUGACAACCGUGGCGGACAUAGACAAGUACGAAGCGGAUGCGGCCAAGAGGACGCAGGCGAAGACGAGUCUUUCCCGGGACUAUUAUCCGGAACGUCUACCCCAGCUACGCGCUCCGGGUGGGCGGCAGUCGUCCGUCUCCGACGUGCGCACAGAACGUGGGAAGAGCCACGAGCGCGAGUCAACGCCCAACAAGCCAGGCGGAUCGGCUCAUGGCGCCUCCGGUACCGGUCCACCCGGGCGGAAGAUGCCUGCACCCCUCAAUCUCGCGAACAGCCCACUCUUGCACCUGCUCACGCCAGAAGAGCAGACGCUCUGUUCCCAGUUGCGUAUCCUCCCGAAACCUUACCUCGUCAUCAAGGAGACCCUAGUCCGCGAGUACGCACGGCGCGGAGGGAAGCUGCGUCGGCGCGAAGCACGCGACCUUGUCAAGAUCGAUGUCAACAAGACGAGUCGCGUGUGGGACUUCCUCGUCCAGGCUGGUUUCUUGCGCGUAGGACCUGUCGACCCGGGCCCGUCCGUACAUGGGCAAGACAACAGUCGCCCAUCAGCGACGCCGUCCCUCAGUGCUUCGCCGAGCAAGGAAUCGCAGAUGCAAUCCUCCCCCAGACCACUGCCAUUCACGACCACGCCUCUUGGUUCCUUCUCAUCCGCUGCUGGUCCUUCUGGUAGUUGAGUGUUGCGUUGCUCGCAUGGACCGAUGACAUCAUUGUACUGUAUCGCUGUAUUUGUGCGCUUCGUAUACCCAUCCCUGCAUAUGUAAAUUACUACAACGCAAUGCAUUAGACUGUCCGUUGGCCGCUUGUCGAUG
Rhodofomes roseus is the source of this 2252-nucleotide messenger RNA. RefSeq lists its product as uncharacterized. The coding region runs from base 231 to 2117 and encodes 628 amino acids. Gene Ontology annotation, cellular component: SAGA-type complex; nucleus. Gene Ontology annotation, biological process: chromatin remodeling; regulation of transcription by RNA polymerase II. The record is from RefSeq and is a predicted model, not a curated record. Gene Ontology annotation, molecular function: chromatin binding; transcription coactivator activity; protein binding. Lineage: Eukaryota; Fungi; Basidiomycota; Agaricomycetes; Polyporales; Fomitopsidaceae. The transcript has 8 exons.